Messenger RNA from Aspergillus ruber CBS 135680, 1986 nucleotides. Its product is annotated as PKD domain-containing protein. The record is from RefSeq and is a predicted model, not a curated record. The coding region runs from base 1 to 1986 and encodes 661 amino acids. The transcript has a single exon. NCBI's taxonomy places the organism in Eukaryota, Fungi, Ascomycota, Eurotiomycetes, Eurotiales, Aspergillaceae.
AUGGGCUCCCUAGUCGGUGCCGUCCAGCCAAAUGAUUCCUUGUGCACCACUCUAGUCGCAGAUGGCCCAACGCAAAUCACCCCCGAUUGUGUUGAUCCCAUCUAUCAAUCUCCAAUCUAUACCAACCACUCCGACGAAACCUCUCCUCUCAAACACCGAAAGGUAUCUGGAUAUUUCAAUGCUACGGGAAUCGAGUUCAAUAUUUAUAUGCCGUAUCACGGUUGGGAAGGUCGUUUCUUCCAAAUGGUUUUCCCGACGCAGACGUCCGUGGCCUCGGCUGGAGAAAUCGGAUUUGGAGCUGAGGCUGGCGGUUAUACUGUGCACGUUGCGGGCACUGGAGGUUAUCGGGCUGAUGCUGCAGUUGCGAAACUAUCCAGGGAAAUUGCUCGGGAAUUCUACCAACAGCCAUCUCGCAAGAUCUACGGCUAUAUAUAUGGAGGCAGUGGCGGUUUCUUUAAGACCGUUGGAGCGAUGGAAAAUACCGUCUCCGUUUGGGAUGGUAGCGUCCCUCUCAUCCAGGGAAUUCCAAUCUCGGACCCAACAGGGUGUUCUAUCGCCUCACUUGGAGGAUUGGUGCUAGGAAACCAAUCUCGCGAGCUCCAGGAUGCGGUACGUCCGGGAAGCAACAUCGAUCCCAGGGAUAUCCUUAACCCAGUACAGCGCGCUGUGUGGGACGAGGUGACGGCAUUAGGUGUGCCUCCGGCGGUGUGGGAAGAUUUUGAUGGCACUGGUCGCAACCGAUCGCAGGUUUAUGAGCUUCUUCGGGCUGCUGCAGUCAGUCUAAAGUCUAUUGAUCCCACCUAUGCUGAUGACUUCUGGAGUCAGCCGGGAUAUCUGGGGACGGAAAAAUCCGAGCUCGGACACCUGUUUCGCUCGUCUUUGGUUGAAUUCAACGCCACGGUUCUUCAGGUGAAUCGCAAUGCGCAGAGCACUCCAGUUGACAUUAUGCUGAACGCAUCACCAUCAGCAGCGCCCCGUCGCAAUUGGUACGAUUUUACCAUUCAGUCGCAAUGUAGUGGAGUGAAGAAAGGAGGCACAUUCACUGGCCACAUGGAUCCAGGCUCGGGCAAGGUCAUAAUUUACUCCGAUAACAACAGCACCAUUCUCAACUGUUUGGAAAAAGGUGUGAAGGUUCGUGUGGACAACCGAUGGUACCUCGCACUCCAUACAUUCCAUCGGCAUGAAAUCCCUACUGGCGAAGGAUAUUACGCUUUUGACUACCUUCGCAAUGAGGAUGGAAAGUCUCGAUAUCCUCAGCGCAGUGUGCUCGCAGCCCGCACCUUCGCCCAGUCAGCGAGUGGUGGUGGAACCAAUACUGGGAAUAUCACCGGAAAGAUGAUUGUUAUGGACAACCUCAUGGACAACAAAGCUUUCCCAUGGGAAGCUGACUGGUACCGGACGCGAGUAAAGAAAUAUCUUGGCGACCAGUUCAACAAUCAAUACCGUCUUUACUACAGCGACAAUGCUGACCAUGAAAUGGGACCCGUGGAGCCAGCUGUGAAGUAUCGUCUGAUCGACUUUACCGGGCUUUUCGAACAACACUUACGCGACCUCAGCGCUUGGGUGGAGCAGGGAAUCGAACCCCCAUUGGCCACCAAAUACAAAAUUCAAAAUGGCCAGGUUGAAGUCCCUGAGUCUGCAUCCGAACGUGGGGGAAUUCAGCCCGUUGCCCAUUUGAAAGUACAGAAUGGCACACGAGCGGAGGUGCAAGUGGGAUCUCCGGUGACACUCCAAGCAUUCAUCGAAGUGCCCCGAGAUGUUGGGAAGAUUGUUUCUCUUGAAUGGGAUGUUUAUGGAAACGCAAGCUUUGUCCCGAUGGACUUCGGAACACCCAGCACAAUUGUCAACGUGAAUGUCACUCACACUUAUAAAACCCCCGGUGUAUACAUCCCAAGUGUCAGAGUCGCAUCUCAUCGAUAUGGGGAGAUGGGGAGCUCUUACUUCCUAGCAUACAACCUAGGUCGUGCGAGAGUAGUUGUUAAAUGA